Molecule: messenger RNA, 2218 nt
Organism: Mya arenaria
Lineage: Eukaryota; Metazoa; Mollusca; Bivalvia; Myida; Myidae
Product: protein unc-93 homolog A-like
Exons: 5
Coding region: 209-1945 (578 amino acids)
Source: RefSeq, a predicted model, not a curated record
GCGAGAUGUUGGAGCGCAGAAUUCCGAUAUCUCUCUUGGAUUCCCGCAUACAGCCAACCAGUCACUCCCAACACUGCAAUCGAUUGUUCUGUGAGGAGGAUUCCAUCUGAUUCUCGCUCGGCUUAACAGAAAGAGAAACCUUCAAAAAUGUUUUGGCAUCAGUUGACGAGUUUAUUUUGUUAAACGUGCGGUUUUAUAACCCGGAGAGAUGGCAGUCCACGUGUCCCAGGAUGAUCGCUCUGACUCAAGCACAAUCACCCGUGAUCGACUUUACAUCAGUCCUACCAACGCGGAAUCCCGCUAUCCCGGUACACCUCGUGUCAGCAUUACGUGCUAUCCAGGGUCACCACGCGUCAGUGUUGGUUACCACGGUAACACAUCAAUUCCCAGUCUUGACGCUCUAAGCUUAAACAAAAAUCGCCGAAGAAGUACUAUUCAUUCGUACAACCUAGUGAACUACUACGCCGCCCUACCACAGGAUUCAAGCAAUAAUAGAUCAAUUAGAGCGAUGACAGAGAGAAAAGCAUACAAGAAUAUAAUUGUAUUGGGGCUGUCAUUCAUGUUUGUUCACACCGCCUUUGUGUCCAUUCUUAGCCUUCAAAGCAUCAUGAACCCUGAUGGAGGAAUAGGUGUUGUUUCAAUUAGCUGUAUAUACUCAACGACUGUUGUAUCAUGCCUGUUAGCACCUCUUAUAAUAAACACAAUUACAACCAAAUGGACAAUGAUAGCGGCGUUCAUACUGUUCACAGGUUAUUUUGCGGGGAACUUUUACCCGAGUCAAUUUCUUCUGAUACCUCUUGGUCUGCUGCUAGGUCUGCUGGGAGGUCCAUUGAUGGCUGCACAGAUGACAUACGUUACUACAGUCGCGUUAACGUACGCUAAUCACGCACUGGUGUUAGACCAAGAGAGCGUCGUUAAUAAGUUUAUGGGAAUAUUCUGUGCUUUCUACAGAAGUAGCUACAUCUGGGGAAAUUUGAUCACAACAUUAGUCUUAUCAAGUAACCAGACACUGCGUUUUGUAGAUGAGAAUACAAAUAAUUUUUUGACACCAGGGAACUUUACUACCAUCGAAUCGAAUCCACAAAAUAUGUCAAUGCAUUGCGUUUGUGGGUCACUUACCUGCGAUGUUAACGAGUUCAUAAAUGACGGGGAAAUGUACGACAUAAACAGUAACCCAUAUUUUCAUGAAACCGAAAUACCAGAAGACAUUAAAUUCAUGCUGCUGGGUAUAUAUCUAGGCUGCGGCACAAUGGCUGUGGUUAUUCUUAUUGCACUGCUUGAUGGAGACGUUGGUUCAAAAAGAAUCAACAACGACCUGAAAAUCACGGUAAAGGAACUUUUUCUAUCAACCAUACACAUGCUGAAAGAUUCCCGGUGCCAGCUGCUGAUCCCUCUUGUUCUCUUUGUCGGUCUGGAACAGGGAUUUAUCUUUGGAGAUUUCACCAAGUCAUUCGUGACCUGCACAAUGGGAGUGUACAGUCUGGGGCCCAUCAUGAUGUGUUUUGGUGGAGUCAGUGCCCUCGCUUCUAUUGUCAUAGGCUGCAUUGCAAAACACAUCAAGAGGUUUGCGUUCAUCACAGCGGGAGCGACGUUCAACGUGGGCCUGCUGAUCGUCCUGUGGCUGUGGAAUCCUCAGCCCGGGGAUGUUCCAAACUUUUUUGUCGUGUCCGCAUGUCUUGGUCUCUGUGAUGCCAUAUGGCAGACGCAAACAUACACUUUAUUUGGAGUUUUAUUCGUGGACAAACAAGAAGCAGCGUUCGCUUCCUACAGGAUGUUUUACGCAACCGGAUGUGCAGUUUCAUUCGGAUAUUCGUUUUUCCUUUGUGUGCAGACGAAAGUGUACAUAUUGGCGGGAAUGUUGUUCCUCGCUCUCUGUAUGUACAGUAUCAUUGAAAUGAAAGUCCAACUUCAGAGUCAGCAUAUUAAAGAUAUUGUUGCCUUUUAAGGAGCAAACAGAACUUGGUUACCAUGAUUGCAAAGCCAUAUUUGCCCCAUGACAUCUCCUGCAGCUGACAUCGGAACUACACAGUGUUAGUCUUGUAUUAUAUUGUUUACUGCUGGGAGAUUAAUAUAGUAUUAUACCUAAAAGAGAUAUUGAAUGUCGUUUAUGUUGUAUCUUUGUUUUAUAUGAUGCUGAACUGUGUUGUUUAUUUUGUCUGUUUUUGCUAUUGUUGUUAACUAUUUUACAAGUAUAAUCCAAAUAUACGGUUAAUGAAUA